UGGAGACUUUGAACUUAUUAGGAAGAGAGACUCGUUCUUUUCUUCGUCGGCUGCUACCAAGUCUGAAAAGAUGCAGGCAAGUGAUAGGUUUAACAUCAAUUCUCAGCUUGAGCAUCUUCAAGCUAAAUAUGUUGGAACUGGUCAUGCUGAUUUGAGCAGAUUUGAGUGGGCAGUAAACAUUCAGCGUGAUAGCUAUGCUUCAUACAUUGGUCACUACCCAAUGCUUGCUUACUUUGCUAUCGCUGAGAACGAGUCCAUUGGACGCGAACGCUACAACUUCAUGCAGAAAAUGCUGUUACCGUGCGGCCUUCCUCCAGAGAGAGAAGACGAUUAGGGGGAGGAUUUGAUUUUCUCAUGGAAAUGUUUAGUUUGGAUUCAGAGAGUGAUACAAUUGUCUGAUUUGGUGUUCUGUUAUAAAAAAACAGUUACGUUGCUUGUCUUACAUUCGUUUAUGCAGCGAUGAUAAAAGUUCACCCUCCAAAAUACUGUAAAUAGUUCACCACCGAUUUACAGGACGAAAGCACAGUGAAUGGGUUCUUAUGUCUGUCUGUGUUUGGCCCCCAACAUUUAUGGAACCAUCCAUGUGGAUUACAAAGAAGACAUCACACCGUUGUGGGAAUUAUUGCUUAAUCGACCUUAUCUUCAAACUAUGCAACAAUUGUUCUGCAUUUGGUAAUAUGAAAUUUGAAAUAUCUGCUGGAUAAUAUCACCUCUAGAUUCAGACUAAGAGAUUGGGCUGUGAAAUCUGUCUGAUACUCUGAUCUAGGACGAACUCAACUUAUAAGCCUAUGUCUUCUCUGACACAGAUAUUUGAUAUCAUUAACUUCUAAUUUUCACUUUUAUUUUGCUAAAAAGUUGCAUAGAACAGAUUGAAUCUCUUUGUGCCAGAUUUCUUUGGUCUGGAAGUAAUGAUAA
Messenger RNA from Eruca vesicaria subsp. sativa (arugula), 915 nucleotides. NCBI's taxonomy places the organism in Eukaryota, Viridiplantae, Streptophyta, Magnoliopsida, Brassicales, Brassicaceae. The record is from the annotation of a GenBank genome assembly.